Pogoniulus pusillus (Red-fronted tinkerbird) is the source of this 1501-nucleotide messenger RNA. RefSeq names its product serine/arginine repetitive matrix protein 1-like. Lineage: Eukaryota; Metazoa; Chordata; Aves; Piciformes; Lybiidae. The record is from RefSeq and is a predicted model, not a curated record. The transcript has 4 exons. The coding region runs from base 1 to 1209 and encodes 402 amino acids.
AUGCGGGAAAGACUUCACCGCAGGGUCACGGUUAAGGUAAGGCGGGAGGACUUCAAAAGAAGCCAGAGACCAAGACAAAGGCAGAACCUCCUGGCACAGCGCCUGGCGCCAGCGGACAAGCGCUCCCCGCACGCCUGCGGCGCAGUGGCGGGAAGCCCGCAGCAGCGGCGAGGGCCUGCUACUCUGUGGCAGAUCACGGCGUGCAGACAGCCGCCUCCUUUCCACCCCGUGAAGGAGAGGGCCAGGAAAAGGGAAAGCGGAGACGGGGCGGGGGGGCGUCAGACCCUCGGCGGUCUCCAGACACCUCCACAAAAUGGCGGCCACCUUUGGCAGGCACUCUUCUCCCCCACUGGCGCCGAACGGCCGCCUCAGCCGCAACCCGACCGCGCACCUCAGCCCCGCUUCGAGGUCUCCGCACAGGCCUGCAGGCGCGGCCGCUGCCCUCCCUUCGUCCCCCUCGGGGGUGCGGAGGCCCCCGCGCCAGGCGCUCGAACAGAAAGCCCGCACCUAAAAUGGCGGCCACCGCGCUUCAGCGGCUGGAGCCCCUGCUCUGCCUCGCCACAGCUGCACUGCUCCUCCACCUCACGCCGGGCCAGGCGGGCACGGAGGCAGGCCUGGUUCCGCCGGGCCUCGCUUGAGGCCCGCAGCGGGAAGCGUGCGCAACACAGCUCCCGCGCCCACCAGCUAGGCCUCUCGGCUCGCCGCCGCCGCCGCCCGCAGCCCGCUCCUGCCCGUGCAGGGCCACGCUGCUCCCCCGUCCCAGAGCCCCGGGCCCGCUCCUCUCGCCCGGCGCCACUCACCUCCACUCAGACCGCACUGCAACUGCGCAAUGAGGGCGAACAAAGGCGCUACAGCCCUUUAUACCGCCGACGUCACCAGUCAGAUGGAGCCCCGGAUGCAAGCCACAGCGAGCCUGGCAGGGGGAGGCUGCAGCCCGCCGCGGCGCCGGAGUCCUGUGGGGCCGGCGCGGAGCUCUGGCCUUGCGGAUACGCCGUUCGGCCCUUCCGCGGCGAGCGUGGGGAGGGCUGCGCGACCCGGAGCACGCUGUCCUGCCCCGCCCGGAGAUGGGAUGUGCCGCGGCCCGGAGGGCGUGAGCAGCGGUACGAUGCGAGCGCGGCUGGAUCCUGCCGGCCGGGCCACUCGAGCUGCCGCGGGCAGGGCUCCCCUCUUUGUCCGCUAGCUUCGGAGCGGGAGGCCUCCGUGCUUUGAGUGCAACAUCACUUAGGACAGGGUCGAGUUUGCGUCUGUGCGGGAGGUUAACCCUGCUCAGGACAGCUAUUCUGCAAGGCUGUCUCCAGUACCUCUUCUGAAAUUCCAGUGAACUUGACCACUGAAAACUGGCACCCAGGAGCUGCAGAUUAUACCCAGUCCUUCUCCAAGAAGUACCCUUAAUUUCUACAAGAUGUGAAAGCUAAGGAAUUGCAGGUUCCUCGGGUGGUUUUAGGAUUCCAUAUAGCUCCUGACUUGCUCUCGUGCAAUGAGGGAGCAGUGCCAAGCUGUA